This is a messenger RNA of Gekko japonicus, 2044 nucleotides long. It is a transcript of the gene CCS, whose product is annotated as copper chaperone for superoxide dismutase. The record is from RefSeq and is a predicted model, not a curated record. Gene Ontology annotation, biological process: removal of superoxide radicals. The coding region runs from base 26 to 847 and encodes 273 amino acids. The transcript has 8 exons. Gene Ontology annotation, molecular function: copper ion binding. Lineage: Eukaryota; Metazoa; Chordata; Lepidosauria; Squamata; Gekkonidae.
CUGUUGCUCAGACCGGGUUUCCGAUAUGCUGAUAUCGUGUCGUGUGCCAUGGUCAAAUGCGUCCGGGCGGCUGGAGUUUGCCGUCCAGAUGAGCUGCCAGAGUUGUGUGGAGGCAGUUCAGGCAGCUCUGCAAGAAGUACCAGGCAUCCAGCUGCUCGAAAUCAAUUUAGAUUCACAAAGUGUGCUGCUCGAGACCAGCCUCCAAACUGAGAAAGUCCAUAGCCUUUUGGAAAGCACUGGACGCACGACUGUGCUGAAAGGAAUGGGGGGCACCAUGCCACAACCACUAGGCAGCGCAGCAGUGGCUAUGAUAUCUGGCCCUGGAUCAGUGCAGGGUGUGGUGAGGUUCUUGCAAGUGUCCCAAGAAAAAUGUCUCAUUGAUGGUACUGUGGAUGGUUUGGAGCCAGGCCCACAUGGCAUGCACGUUCAUGAAUUUGGGGACAUCACCAGUUCCUGUAACAGCUGUGGGGACCACUUCAACCCUGAUGGGAACUGCCAUGGGGGCCCACAGGACCCGUACAGGCAUGCCGGGGAUCUUGGGAAUAUCCUAGCUGCUGGUGAUGGAAGGGCUUCCUUUCGGACGGAAAACAACCAACUGAAGGUCUAUGACAUCAUUGGGCGCUCCUUGGUGAUAGACGCAGGAGAGGAUGACUUGGGCCGUGGAAGCCACCCACUCUCAAAGGUCACGGGCAAUUCAGGCGAGAGAGUGGCCUGUGGAAUCAUUGCGCGCUCUGCUGGCCUCUUCCAGAACCCCAAGAAAGUAUGUACAUGCAACGGAGUGACGCUGUGGGAAGAACGGGAACAGCCGGGCAGGAAGGCGGCCAGCCAGCCAACCCCUCAUCUUUAGGAUAUCUGGCUGAGCCUGCACCACCUCUGCUGCAGAUUGUCUGUCUGUUUGGCAUAAGAGUCUUUGGGGCUCUUGCAUUGAAGGGGUUGGCUUGUGGCUGGCUGCCACAAUACCAGUCAGGCCUAGACCCCUUGACAGCAAUCUUCUCCUGGCAGUGGCCUGGGGCAGCAUCUCGGUGUAUGGCCCUGUGAAUUCCACUCUGUCUAGAAACAUUCCAAGAAAAGCAUUUGCCCUCUGGAUGGAGGCUUCUGUGCUCAUAUUGGUUUGGUCUUGUCCUGUUUGAGAAUACUCCCCUUUCCCCACUCCUGUUCCACAACCAUCUUUCCCUGAUCCUCCCACGUUUUACUGGAGUCUUACGCUCCAUUAACAGGGUUGUUCUUGUUCUUCCUGACCGACUGUAGCACUCGGAAAUAAAUUAGGUGCAGCUACAUGGAAGCGCUGGAAAGGCAGAAGCUUAGCCUGCUGGAUAGCUGCUGGUCACGCAACUUUAAAAGCUACGUAGCCUAGCGGGGGAGGAGGUGGCAUCUUGGAAGGGUGCAAGUGGUCCUUGUGAAGGAAUGUCCCAUCAGUUUAAUCUUUCCUUUGAAUUAGGAAAAUGUGUGGAUGGUGGCUAUGCUGAUUUCUAUGGAAAAUUGUUUUUAGCCUUUGGUGUUCCUGGUCGAUACCUGAGUUAAGUGCUUACUAGUGCUGUCAUGGGUGUGUUUAAUGUUAAUUGCCAAGUAUUGUACAAAAGUGCCUUAAUAUCAGACACGCUUGUAAGAUUCCCUUUUUGAAACACUGUCUUCCCUGUUGUAGAAGGAUGGUAGGAUGUUGGGGCAGGUGUCCUUUAAGAUGGGAAGGAGGACCACCCUCGGUGAAGCUACCUUUAUAGACAUAGAUGACUCUUGGCCACAUACUUGCAAUCUGAAAAGCUAAACCAAUCAACUUUCUGCCACUGUCAGAGCAUAGUGAUAGACGGGAAUCAUAAUCCAAGACCAAAGUUGUGAGUGACAGCAAUGCAAUUGGCCAUUUAUUCUGGAUUGAUUAAUGCAAAAUUCAAGGGUGUAAUUGUCUUGGAAUUGUGGUGGGAUUAUUGAGGAAGGGAUUCUCUCUCUUGCUUUGUAUGUUGGAUGGAGGGAAUGUUAGAGAGAACUCUCGGGUGUACAUUCUCUAGACCUGUUCCUUGUGAUCUUAAAUCAGCCAUUAAAUUUUGCAUUC